Pelodiscus sinensis (Chinese soft-shelled turtle) is the source of this 1945-nucleotide messenger RNA. Lineage: Eukaryota; Metazoa; Chordata; Testudines; Trionychidae. The record is from RefSeq and is a predicted model, not a curated record.
CAGCUGCUGGAUCGGGCUUUUUUUUUUUAACUGCAUGGCGUGGUUUGAAAAUAAUUGCAUUUCCCUUCCAGUUCACAUGUGGAGCUGCGCAACCCGGCGGCCAUGAAGGUCAAGGUUAUUUCAGUCUUGGAAGACAACUACAUGUACUUGGUCAUCGAGGAAAAUACGAAGGAAGCUGUCGUGGUGGACGCGACCGUUCCCAAGAGGUUACUAGAAAUUGUCAGAAAAGAAGGCGUUACCCUGAAAGCCAUUCUUACCACCCAUCACCACUGGGACCACGCCCGAGGGAACGAAGAGCUGGCCAAGGCGUAUCCCGAGCUGCAGGUGUAUGGGGCGGACGAGCGGAUCGGCGCCUUGACGCACAAGGUGGCUCACAACGAGGAGUUAAAGUUCGGGGAGAUUAACGUGAGGUGCCUGUUCACGCCCUGCCACACCUCCGGCCACAUGUGCUAUUUCAUGUGGGAAGAGAACUCCCCUGACGCUCCCGCAGUCUUUUCAGGUGACACCUUGUUCAUCGGUGGCUGUGGGAAGUUCUUUGAGGGGACGGCCGAGCAGAUGUACAGGAACCUGACUGAAAUCCUGGGGGCUUUGCCGAAGGAGACCAAAGUGUUCUGUGGGCACGAGUACACCGUGCGCAACCUCAAGUUUGCUUUGAAAGUGGAGCCGGAGAACGAAACUGUGAAAAAGAAACUCGCCUGGGCCAAACUCCGAGACGACGAGGACUUGCCCACCGUGCCCUCCACCCUGCAGGAGGAGUUCCACUACAACCCCUUCCUGCGGGUCUCGGAAGAGUCCGUGCAGAAGUUCACGGGCAAGACGGCGCCGGUGGACGUGCUGAGGGCUCUCCGCACCGCAAAAGAUAACUUCAAGAAGCCGAAGGAGAGGCUGAACCCGCAGGCCAUGCUGGCGUUCGAGUGGGGACUCUUCGGCCCUUUCGUCGAAAAGAAGUGAAACGCAGCUGGGUUUGUCAGGGUUGACUGUGUGCCAAUAUAUACAUGCAGCAAAGGUGGUAGUGAGGCAGUAUCCUGGUCCUCGUAGUGGGGGAGUGCUGCUAGGCCAGUCUGGUGCCCAGCUGGGCAAGAAUUGGUCCCCACAGCUCACUGUGUAGGGCUCGGUCCUGCCUAGCGUUAAAUGACUUGGCCACUGAGGCUUCCUUUAGCACAUGGGCCUCGUUAAACUUUACUCCUCUUGAUCCCAUUAGUUGCAGCUGUAACUGUUUGAACCACCCUCAGCAGUUCCCCUCGCUCCUUACAUCUGUCUGAGACUUAUCUGAAGGCACUUGUCUUCACUUGCCAUGUCGGAGAUCGAUCUUCCGGCGUUUGAUUUAGCAGGUCUUGUUAAGACCCGUGAAUUGAACACAGAGGGCAGCUCCGGUCAGCACCUGUACUCCUCUGCAGUCAUGAGGAGUAAGGGAAGCUGACAGAAGCAUUUGCCUCCCUCUGUGAAGACAGUGCCAAGCUCGGCUUAAGGUAAAUUGACUCCAGCUACAAAUUUUAUGUAGCUGGAGCUGCGUAUCUUAAACCGACCUUCCAGGUGUAGUAUAGAUCUGGUCUCAUUCUCUGAGGCCUGGCUCUUGAAAGGGGUAAAAGCCAGGUUCAUUUUUGUACCUGGAGGGAAAUGGCGAGUUUCUGGAAAACAGGGACAGCUGAAAAGACAAACUUGAGGGUUCUAAAUGGAACAGCUCUUAGACCCAUUUGUUUUUAGAAGCUGUUCCCCAGCUCCCCAAACCAAGCUAUUUUGAGGACAUCUAAAAUUUCUAAUUCUUCUAAUAAUCGGGGAGAGGGGGCACCUCUUUGAAUGGAACAGAGCUAUUCUGUGAACCAAUGUAACAUUAGAAAAAAAUCACUUCCAUGUUGCACUAAGCCAUGCCUGUUUGUCAGCAGUGACUCUUACAAACUGUAACUGAGAAACUUGAAGGUGAUGAUUUAUGUGCUGAACUCUCCUU